This is a messenger RNA of Salvia splendens (bonfire salvia), 1089 nucleotides long. RefSeq names its product F-box/kelch-repeat protein At3g06240. Gene Ontology annotation, molecular function: protein binding. The coding region runs from base 1 to 1089 and encodes 362 amino acids. NCBI's taxonomy places the organism in Eukaryota, Viridiplantae, Streptophyta, Magnoliopsida, Lamiales, Lamiaceae. The record is from RefSeq and is a predicted model, not a curated record. The transcript has a single exon.
AUGAAUAUCGAUGUGGUGUUUGAGAUACUCUUGCAUCUUCCCGUUCGAUCCCUCUUCAGAUUCAGAGCUGUCUGCAAAUUAUGGUGUUACGACAUUGAUUCUCCACACUUCAUAAAACUGCACACGUUGUUGCGACGUAACAAUUACAUCAAAGAUGAGGAGGUAUAUCUACGGUUUAUUAGUACUUAUGUCGAUAAUAGUCGAAACUUGAAGAGUAUAUCAAUAAAUCUCCUAGGCAACGGGAAGAAGUUAUUAAUGUCGCAUAAAUUUCCGGUUUACGACCUUAUAUUAUCUUGGGCAGUUAAGGGUCUAGUGUGCCUAAGUUCACCUCUAGGUAAGUCACAAGUUGCAAUAUGCAAUCCUUUUCUAGGUCAAUUCAAGAUUCUACCACUUCCUCCUUACACUUCUGCUCAAUCCUCAUAUCAUUUAGAUAGAGUGGGUUUGGGUUUUGACGAAUAUUACAAAGUGGUGCAUUUACGGCAAUGCAACAGUCAACGUUGUUUGCUUGCCCGUCUGUAUUCGGAAAGGACGAAUUCUUGGAGUAAUUUGGAUAUUGAUCAAGAUUUGGUCAUCCAGAGUCCCAUAAAGUCGUGGUGCAAGAAUGGAUCCUUUGUGCACUGGGAAGGGCGGAGAGGGAUAUACUAUAAGAAGAUUAUAGUAAGCUUUGAUAUGAAGAAUGAAGAGUUUCGAACAACUUCAAUAUCAUCACUAAUGGGUGACGAAGUAUUUUAUUACUCAUCUGGUUUUCGUGUUCUAGCAAAGAGUGACUUCUCUUUUGUUAUCCUUGUUUUCGACCGUCAGAGGUUGAAGGUUUAUGAGUCUAGCGGUGAAGGAAGUGAGCUUGUUUGGAAUAAUGUGAGUAAUGUGGAACUAAAGCCUUUUUGGAGGCUCAAAAUUCUGGAGAGUGAUGAUAUUCCAAUUUGGAGGAAUGAUGAUCGUGUGGUUGUUAGAGGUAGUAAAUACAGAGAAGUGAUUUUGUAUGAUUACCAUGCUCGGAAAUUCAUACGACGUUUCAACAUACCUACGAGCUCGAGCUCGACCUCGCCUGAUGACAUCAUUGAGUAUGAAGGAAGCUUGAUUUCACCUUAG